Phyllopteryx taeniolatus (common seadragon) is the source of this 1554-nucleotide messenger RNA. Its product is annotated as leucine-rich repeat and transmembrane domain-containing protein 1. Gene Ontology annotation, molecular function: protein binding. Bases 214 to 1554 code for a protein of 446 amino acids. The record is from RefSeq and is a predicted model, not a curated record. Gene Ontology annotation, biological process: neuron projection regeneration. The transcript has a single exon. Lineage: Eukaryota; Metazoa; Chordata; Actinopteri; Syngnathiformes; Syngnathidae.
UCAAAGAAGUGCCGUUAAACUUUGAUGAGAGGGUCUUUAAAAGAAGCCACGAGGACACAAGCCUGUUCAUCUUCUGGAAAGACACGAAGAAGGAAUUGAAGAAUGGGAAGAGAAGAACAUGGCUAAUAGACAAUUAAAUUAACUCCUUGUAUUGUUCGCUUUAUGUUAGUUUUCUGCUACUGUUAUCUUCUUAUUCCCCUGCAGUGAGUCACGAUGUUGCUGUCCAGAUGUGGUGUCCUUCUGGUCCUCUGCAUGUGUCCACACGUCGGUAUCGCUAUGCCUCCGUGUCCCGUCGGCUGCUGCUGUCUUCGCCCGGGAUUUUUAGUUCUGUGCGAGUCCUUGGGCCUCAGGCGGCUCCCUCGUUCAGUCCCCCUCGGCGCUGCCGUCCUGUCGGUGGCCAAAAACCGGCUGUGUAACGUGGACCACCUGCUCCGUCCCUUCGCCAGCCUGCAGGAGCUCAGCCUCAGUCACAACUUGCUGGGCCGCUUCCCACGAGGCCUCCCUCCCAGCCUGGAGGUCCUGUUUCUACAACACAACCGCAUCGCCUACAUUACCUUCGGCGCCGUGAGGAAACUGUGGAAUCUGAUUCGACUGGAUCUGGAAGAUAACCUCAUCCGCGCCAUCCAGCCGGGGGCGCUUCGAGGCCUGGAGAAGUUGCAGGUCCUCAUGCUGAAGGGCAACAGGCUGAGCAGCAUUCCUCCAAAUCUGCCCCCCUCUUUGACCCACUUAGACCUCUCGGCUAACUGCAUUUCGGCCCUGGGUCUGCCUUCUCUGUCCCCCUUGGUCAACUUGCACGUGCUCAAAAUCAGCAGCAACCGCUUACGUUCGUUUUCGGACAGCAUCUCCGGCAAGGUACCACAUCUCCCAUCCGCGGAGCUGACCGACUCCCUCUGGGUGUGCGACUGUGACAUUUUGUAUCUCUAUCGCGGGACAGUCAGCAGCAGGUUCAGGAUGACCAGCACGGACGUGGCGUGCGCCGAGCCAGACCAUCUCGCGCACAGUCCGCUUCUAAACCUCUCAAUCGCUACAAUCUCCCCUAGUGUCCUCAAACCAGAUGACAAGACAAUUCAGCUGAAGACCUUGACGGCGAAUCCUGCGGCGUCUCGGGUCCGACGUUUACUGCGGGAAUGCUGGUCAACACAGCCAAUGGCACGAGACACCACUGCUGGUGGACAUCUUCCUCAAGCCACAGUCCCCAAGACUCAGUUCUUGGAUGAGCACUUAUCUUUGGACACUUUAACAUAUGAGGACUGUUUGUCCCAGAAGAGAACCCAAACUGUGACCGUACCCUAUUCAACUGCAAGCCCUCGUGAGGAAAAAAAGUGCAAAGACAACACCACCACAUGCUACUCUCAGAUGAUUACAACCCAUCCUACAGAGACGCAAUCCUUGUCCACCUCCAACCUGCUUCGCUCAGAACUCAAUUGGCUGCCGGCGGUCUUGUGUGUACUGUUGCUCCUCCUCACGGUGCUGCCGUUACUAGUGCUGAAAAAGCUUCUUCAGCGCCAACAGAGAGUGGCUCCACUUGACAGAGACGAUUUUGGAGGACAUUAG